This is a messenger RNA of Anastrepha obliqua, 1502 nucleotides long. RefSeq lists its product as uncharacterized. The transcript has 4 exons. The record is from RefSeq and is a predicted model, not a curated record. The coding region runs from base 62 to 1324 and encodes 420 amino acids. Lineage: Eukaryota; Metazoa; Arthropoda; Insecta; Diptera; Tephritidae.
CUAGCUCGUCUCAGUCUCCACGCGUUACUCAACGCUACAACUUCGGUACGGCAAAGUGAGAAUGGCACCAAAUAACCAGAACUACAACGCGGAUGAACUGGAGCCGCCAACGUGGUUGAAUGAUGAGUUCUUCAGCAAGGUGUUGCAAAAUUUCGAAACUGAUGCCAAGGAUUUGCAACUAAAGAGCACUAAAUUAUCACCGGCCACACUCAAGGGGGAUCACUAUGCGAGUGUUAUGUUUCGAGCAGCUGUUGGGUAUGAAUGCGAUGGUGUGGCGAAGAUGAAAAAGAUGAUUAUGAAGAUAAUGCCCAGUGAGGAGGGACACAAAAAGGAAAUGUUUGCCGAAUCGACUAUAUUUGAAACUGAAAUUAGCAUGUACACAGAGGUGAUACCGCGCUUCGAGCAGAUAUUGCGUGACAUUGGCGAGGAUACAGUGCUCAAAGCGCCCAUUCUCUACUAUCAGCUGAGUCCUGAAAAGGUUAUCAUCUUCGAGGAUAUUGUGCCGCUGGGCUAUGAGAUGGUGCGCGAUCGUUACGCCAGCUAUGAAGAGCUUCGAGCCGCCUAUGCCAAGUUGGCCAAAUGGCAUGCCAUAAGCUAUAAAAUAAAUUUGGAGGAGCCCGAAUAUUUCGAAAAGUUUCAUCAGGGUCUACUAUCCAUACCGAAGAUUGAGGACAAUGAAGUUAUGUCAGCCGGCAUCGAUCAUUUGAUCAAACAGAUGAAGACAAUGCCAUCACUGCAGGAGUAUGUACCGCAUCUCGAACAAAUCAAAGACGCUGUUUUUGCAGGCGCAAUCGCUUCAUUCAAGGAGUAUCACAAUGCACCAAAGGCGGAUGCCUACUAUGUGCUUUGCCAUGGUGAUUUUCAUAACAAAAAUAUGAUGUUCAAACAUAAUGCGGAAACGGGAAAAUUUGAGGAUGUUAUGCUGCUGGAUUAUCAACUCUGUUAUGUCGGUCCUUUAGUGAAUGAUUUAAUUUACUCAAUUUAUAUGCUCUUGAAUUCGGAUCAGCGUGAACACUUGGCGGAGUUCAUCUACUUCUAUUUAGAACAGUUCAAAGAAACGCUGCAGAAAAUUGGUUUCGAAGGACCGAUGCCGAAAUUAAUGAAGAUCGCUGAGCAGCGAAUGCAACACAAAUAUUGGGAACUUUUCCUUCUUACCACUUUUCUUCCCGCUUGGUUGGCUUUCCGCGGAGGUGAUAUUGGUGCUGACGAUAUAAUGACAUCCGAAGAUGCUCGAAAUGAAAUGUAUGCCAACAAAGAGUUCCAUGACGAGUUGACAAAACUUCUGCCACAGUAUUUGCAUUUAGGUUAUUUUGAAAAGGAUUAGUUUUUGCUAUUUUAAAAUCUAGGAUAGAUUGUAAUCAAAAGUUGCAGGAAAUAAGAAAGUAAAUGAUCUUAAAUAUAAAAUCAAGUUAGUCCGUAAAGCAAGAGAAUUAAAAUAAAUAUAAUAAAUAUAAAUAAAAGCUACAAAUAAAAUAAGGCCACAUGCCGGCUUAUCUUAUUAA